AUGAAUUUUUCUGCCACCACCCUGCAAACUCAUUCUGAAACAGGGAUAGGUGAAAGACACAAUGCCUUUAAUGAUCUUUUUACGGCACCUAGACAAAUAUCACAUCUGCAAUACACAUGCAACCUAGAUAUCGAUCAGGUUGCAGACAAUGUGCGACAAACCUCUAUUGUGUGCACCCUUGGUAAAUCGUGGAAGACAAAAGAAGGAAUUCUAAAAAUGAUGGACGCUGGGAUGAACAUAAUGCUGAUUAAUCUUAGUAUGACCCCUCGGGAUAUUUGUAAAGAGGUUAUACAAUACGCUCGAGAAAUUGAGAAGGAAUCGGGCUAUGCUCGUCUUCUGGGCAUUGCAAUGGAUAUGACAGCCGCACCUGUACGGACCGGGAUUUUUGAAGGGGGUCAUUCUUAUGAAGCGAAUUUGAAAGAGGGUGCUCGUGUAACGCUGACUCUGGAUGACCAUUACAAAUUUCAAUGCACACCCGAAAUGAUUUUUAUAAAUACGAAAUAUUUCCCUCAGCUUAUUAACUGUCUGCGCAAGGGCGAUAAGGUUUAUCUUGAUGAUGGGCAAGUGUCGCUCAUUGUGAAGGAUGUGGGCCUGGAUGGUGUUAAUUGCAUGGUAGAAGAGGGAGGUAUAAUUGGAAGCUAUAAACGCGUAACUUUGCCAAGGGAUCGUUUGUAUCAGGAAUCGGUGCAGUUAAAUUACAUUAAUGACUUAAAAUUCGCGGCUGAGUGCGAAGUCGAUUAUGUUUUUACUAGUUUUGCUGAAGACAGCAUAAUGAUUCACCUAGCACGCAAUCAUUUGCCUGGCUCAACAAAAGUAUUUGCCAAAUUAGAAACACGGGUGACGAUUAAAAAUCUUCACGAUUUGAUUGCGGCUUCUGACGGUCUUGUCAUACGUCGCAGUGACUUGGCCAUGCAAUACACUCCUGAGAAAAUAUUCAAGUUACAAAAGUACAUAGUUGCUCAUUGCAAUAUCGCAGAGAAACCGGUUUUUAUUAUCGAGCAGUUGUUGGAAUCUAUGGUUUCAAAACCAAGACCUACACGAGCCGAAUCAUCGGAUAUUGCAAACGCUGUUCUAGAUGGAGCAGACGGCCUCGUUCUGACCAUGGAGACUUCGUGGGGCAUGUAUGCACUGGAUUCCGUCCACGUUGUCGACAAUAUAUGCCGUGAGGCAGAACGCGCGGUCUUUCACUUUGAGACUCGCGAGGAGUUGAAGCAAUGCCGACUGCAAAUGGAGCAAGGCUCCUUUGAUAUUCGUAGCGUUACUGGUGCCUCGGCUGCUGAGGCCGCUGCUAGCUGCAAUGCAACUGCUAUUUUCGUAAUUACGACUACUGGCGCAUCAGCUACAUCAAUUGCGAUGUUGCGGCCACCGUGUUCCGUGAUCGCCAUCACCCUCGAUGUGUCAGUGGCACGUCAUUGUCUUGCCUAUCGCGGUCUCCAUAGCUACGUUUACACGGGAAAGAGCGAAGACGAUUGGGCAUUGGACAUAGACAAUCGGAUUAACGCAGCCAUCGAGCACUCGCGCAUUACGGGCCUCGUGAAGGGCGGCGAUCGCAUCAUUGUAGUAACGGGCUCUGUGGCUACCAGCGGUAGUACCAACACCAUGCAUAUCUUCACGCUAGAGGAAGAGCACUCGAAACUGCGUAUCGUGGGCUCAUCACAUGAGGUUGCGGCUACAGGCGCCCAGGAAGGCCUGCUAAACCUGGCAGACCGCACGACGGAGCAACAGCAGAAUGAGCAGAAGGAUGAGGAGGAGUUGGAUGCGCUAGAGGAAAUCCGACUGAUUCAGGGUGCUCGCUCGCGCCGUCCUCGCUUCUCCGUUAUGCUAAGUAGCAAUAAAAGUAGCUUUGGUGGCAUCAAUGAUAUUCGCGUGCCCUUGUAG
Messenger RNA from Echinococcus granulosus, 1878 nucleotides. Its product is annotated as Pyruvate kinase isozymes R/L. The transcript has 8 exons. Lineage: Eukaryota; Metazoa; Platyhelminthes; Cestoda; Cyclophyllidea; Taeniidae. Gene Ontology annotation, molecular function: pyruvate kinase activity; magnesium ion binding; potassium ion binding. The record is from RefSeq and is a predicted model, not a curated record. Bases 1 to 1878 code for a protein of 625 amino acids. Gene Ontology annotation, biological process: glycolytic process. Gene Ontology annotation, cellular component: cytoplasm.